UUGCUUUUGACAUUUCUUGUUUCAACAUUGGCAAGAAUUUAAAUUCAUAUUAUUAUUUUUAUUCUUGUGACAAAGUUUACGAUUAAAAAAAAAAAUCUCAAUAAAUUUACAAAAUUAAUAUGGUUCUCCUAACACUAGUCAGAUCAACAACCAAACGUGUUCCUUUGAUUAAAUUCCGCAAAGGUGGCUUAGGUCAAAAGGGUCCAGGAGCAGGUUCUUCGGCAAGUAGUACAAAACCCUCGGCUAGCCAAUCGAGAGGGCCCGCUAUCGAAGAUUGGGAAUUACCACCUAGAUUCAGGAGGAAACCAAUAAGUGAAAUCGAAAUGGAUUACAUCAAUCGUGGGGGUCCAGCCUGAAAAAAAUCGAAAACCAUACAAUAGCAAUGCAGAAAUUUAAUUAAUUAAUAAAUUAUUAAUGAAAUCAAA
Molecule: messenger RNA, 425 nt
Organism: Eupeodes corollae
Lineage: Eukaryota; Metazoa; Arthropoda; Insecta; Diptera; Syrphidae
Exons: 2
Coding region: 120-356 (78 amino acids)
Biological process (GO): 2-oxoglutarate metabolic process
Source: RefSeq, a predicted model, not a curated record